GUGAAGGUGGAAUAUGAAGCCAAGAUAAAGAACCUCACCCGCGAAAACGCCCUGAUUUCUACUGCAUGGUACGAUCUCACGACCCGGUUGCAGAGCAAUCAUGUGGUAUUGCAACGCAGACAGGACGCCCCGAGGAGUUGGUUGAACAAACAGAGGCAGAUGGUCAAUGCUACGCCGCGACGAUGA
Hyaloscypha bicolor E is the source of this 186-nucleotide messenger RNA. RefSeq lists its product as uncharacterized. Lineage: Eukaryota; Fungi; Ascomycota; Leotiomycetes; Helotiales; Hyaloscyphaceae. The annotation marks the transcript as partial. The transcript has a single exon. The record is from RefSeq and is a predicted model, not a curated record.